Molecule: messenger RNA, 342 nt
Organism: Cylicostephanus goldi
Lineage: Eukaryota; Metazoa; Nematoda; Chromadorea; Rhabditida; Strongylidae
Source: the annotation of a GenBank genome assembly
GUUGUUGAGGAGACGACUGAUGUUUCGCCUUCACCUCCUCUUCCUCCUUUGUCUCCAACUCCGGAGAGGAAAGAAACUGAAACCCCUGUGGAUAAUGUGUCGGAGAUCGAGAGGAAAAGCAGUGAUCCCAAUGUUCUGGCAUGUAGCGAGAUGUUACCUGGACCACCUCCGGUGCCACCAGUGUAUGGCGACAAUGAUUCACCCGACGGAAGUGCUGUUGACCACGAGCGGAGGGAAUCCGUGGAUUCUCCUAACUUGCCACAGCCACCGCCAUUCCCAACUCUGAAGAUUUUACCAGUGCCUCCACCGCCACCUCCUCAGUCAUGUGGUCAGUUUGGUUGA